Molecule: messenger RNA, 3122 nt
Organism: Acanthaster planci (crown-of-thorns starfish)
Lineage: Eukaryota; Metazoa; Echinodermata; Asteroidea; Valvatida; Acanthasteridae
Gene: rnf146
Product: ring finger protein 146
Biological process (GO): ubiquitin-dependent protein catabolic process; Wnt signaling pathway
Cellular component (GO): nucleus; cytoplasm
Molecular function (GO): zinc ion binding; poly-ADP-D-ribose binding; ubiquitin protein ligase activity
Source: RefSeq, a predicted model, not a curated record
GCCAAUCACGGCUGGCUGGGUCUGCUAAGCUGGGCCUACUGUUUAGUGAUUGCUAUUUAUUUUGACUAUUAAUUUUGUUGUUUUUCUUCCGUUGAUUCACAUAAAUAUCUUUCUGGAAAUAUGGCAGAAAGAUCAUCAAAGGGGAAUUCCUCAAACCAAGGAACGAGGAGAGAGAACGUAGUCACAGAUACAUCAGGAACUGCUAGCAAAGUUGAACAUUCGGCAGUGGAAAAAAUACCCGAGUGUGCAGUGUGUCUCCAGACUUGUGUCCAUCCGGUUCAACUUCCUUGCAGUCACAUCUUCUGCUUCCUCUGCGUCAAGGGGGCUGCCAACCAGAGCAGUCGAUGUGCCCUCUGCAGGCAGGGAAUUCCUGUUGAAUUUUUCAACAACCCGACCCUCGUCGGCAAGAAAGAUGUGUCUGCCCAGGGCUUUGAGUGCGAUGCGCAGACCGAGACCUACGCGUGGUUUUACGAGGGCCGGAACGGGUGGUGGCAGUAUGAUGAGCGGACCAACGCCGAGCUGGAGGAGAGCUACAAUGCCAAGAAGCGAACGUUUGAGCUACUCAUCGCCGGGUUCAUGUAUGUCAUCGACUUGGACAACAUGGUGCAGAUGAGGAGGAAUGACCCUUCGCGUCGCCGUCGGAUCAAGAGGGACUUGGUCAGUGCCCCAAAGAAGGGAAUUGCUGGAUUGAAGAUUGCUGCUCGGCUGGAGGCCACGGCGGAGACUGUAGAGGUCCCACAGACUGCCAAGAAGGAAAAGGAUGAAACUGCCGCUGGUGAGAUGCCCUCAACAGCAAGUGGCACUUUGGUGAAAGCAGCGACUUCCAGUGGCCUGGGUCGCACCACGUCAAGGUCGGCAGGUGUGGGAAGAGACCAGGAGCAUGGGGAUCCAAGGAGUGUGCCUUCUGAUCAGUAUGACGCGGAUGAUGAUUAUGAUGGAACAGAUGACGAGGACACCAACAGUGCACAGUGGCGGUCGCAGCAAGAGCCCGCUCCGAGAUUCAGACCACAGCAGCGAGGUAGCAGACUAGCGGGCAAUGCUCGGGACCCACCGGCCGGCACAAGACAGCUGGCCACGUCGGGCGCCAGAGCCCAACCCCAGGGUCUGCCUGUCAGGCACCAGCGCGUGAGCUCGGCCCCCGAGACACGCCCAGGAAGACAUGAACGCCCCAGGCAGGCGCUGGUUGAAGGUAGCAAUCCACUGCCGCAACGUGCUGACUCCGCUCAUGUUGAAAGUGCAAUGCAAUCGCUUCAGCUAUCCACACCCAACGCUUCCGUGUAUGAGGCAGUGGAAGCCCCAUCGCAGCCGGCCCAGGGAGAGGUUCGCCAGCGUAGGCGCCGUCAAAGACAGAACGAUGAUAUAUGGUGCUGAUCAGAAAGGUACCAUUAGUCGGCUAAACCACGCGCUUUAUGUUUCCCACUUUAUUGACUUCUUGGGAAAACAAGGCGGGACAUGAUUUUACAUCAAACUUAUAAUAUCUCUUGAUUCACACAGAAAAAUAUAACGUAUUUAUUGUGGCCUCCUUGUGUAUUAUUUGUGUAUUAAACAAAUUUAUGUCUUCAUUCAAACUCUGCAGACAUUUUAUUAGUAUAAUUUAAAAUAAAACUUUAUGAUAUGCUAACUUAUACACCUGUAAUGUGCUUAGAAUUCUUUUGUUCAUUAGUGAAGUCCAUAAUACACCUGAGAAGUUAACAUUUAUAAAAAUUAUGUUUGAAGCAUUUGGUGGGCCCCAUUCGUGAGACAUUCCUACAUGUACAUGCCAUUUGAGUUGACAUUAGGGUUGUGAUGAGUACCCGACGAGUACCCAUUUUUUAAUCCAAUCUCAGCCGUGUAAAUUUAGAAUGUUUCAGAAAAUGAAAAUCUUAUUGCUUAAUUGAAAAAUGAAAUAACCUUUGUUUUCAACGUCCAGAGAAAGCCUUUGGAAUGUCAGCUCAUGGGCAAGGCAAAUUACAUCCAAAUCCAGUUUGAGUGUAUGGACGGUUAAUGGGAAUCAGUAAAAGGGGCUGCAACACUUCAAAUGUCCAUGCAACGUUGCAAACUGUGCAUAGUCAAUAGAACGAUCAUUAACCUUAACACUCCUCAGUCCUCCAACAGGUGAAGGAUUGAGGAGUUAGGGUUAAGGGCCAACCCACAGUUUUCUGACCAUUCACAGCUGUGUUUUAUAUCCGACAUGCGUGGACUAAAAUCUUGACGUGCGUGCAUGCGCAGAGGAUGCAUGCGACUGGAACCUGUAAUGUGGCAUUGGAAACGAGCACGUGCCAAGUGCCCGCAUGCGCAGUGGGCUGGGCUCACUGGAUCGGUCUACUGCUCACAGUGCUUUAAUAACCCCUGCUUAUAGUUAACAAUCUGGUUAUUGCAGUCACAACAUGGAUGGGAGUUUUCAGGCAGUAUGCACCUACACUUUUUUUUUUCUCCAAUGAGAUUUCUCAGGUCUUUGGUUCUUGACCUCUCAAAAGAGUCUGGUUUAAACUGGGGUAGAGCCAUGUUGACCAUUCGAGAGCCUCUUAAUCAGUGCCAGAACUGAAACGAUACAAGUGAUAGCCAUAUUUUCUGGGUAUUUCGUUGAAAAGCUUCCUGUAAAAUCUUUGCCAAAUAAUUCCAGUGCUGUGCGGUAAAAUCAAUGGGCAAAACAUCUUUCAGCUUUGAACUUUGGGUCUCGGAAUGUGUUUAAGAUGAAGGCAUACGUGUUCAUUAUUGGUGCAAAUGUGAACACAACUUCAUUGACACCACAUCAAAUGUUUUGUGCUGUGAAUUGGCAAACGUCAAAUGCACAUCAAGUGAAUUCUGCUUCGAAUGCUUUGUGACAUGAAACGUGAUCUCCUUCACGUUUGUGCUGAGUAGAAAUCAGGUUCAGCAAUGGCCUGAAUAUAUAAGGUCCCGAAUCUAUCGUAAUACCAAACACUGAAAUACCUGUUUAACUUUCAUUUCCCCAGGCCAAAUGCUGGACUGGGGGCAUGAACAUCCCAGUACAUAUACAUGUAAUAUGGACGCCAAUCAUAUUUCUCUACUUAAUUGAAUGCCACUCGGCCAUAACAAAUAAACCCAGCGUUUGCUUCAAAUUGUAACCGCUGCAUUGUAAACCUGUGCAUUUUGUGCUUAUUAAAUUCUCUGCAUAGAUAAAA